Molecule: messenger RNA, 894 nt
Organism: Bombyx mori (domestic silkworm)
Lineage: Eukaryota; Metazoa; Arthropoda; Insecta; Lepidoptera; Bombycidae
Exons: 1
Coding region: 1-894 (297 amino acids)
Molecular function (GO): nucleic acid binding
Source: RefSeq, a predicted model, not a curated record
AUGGCAAGUUACACGAUUGAGCAGCACGUCCAGAUGAUAAAAUUUUAUUAUCAAAAUGAGUGUUCAUUAGUACAAACGUUGCGCGCAUUACGUCUAUUUUACGGCAGACGCGGUGGCCCUUCAAAGUCGACUCUCCAACGUUUGGUGACCAAAUUCGAGACGACUGGUUCGGUAAACAACCAACCAACACUCUUACGUCAAAGGAACGCCAGAUCGGCCGAGAAUAUCGCUGCUGUCCGUGAGAGUAUGCAGGAGACUCCGAGGCAGUCGAUUUCUCGCCGUGCACAAGAACUCGGCCUUUCGCAGACUUUAAGUUGGCGAAUUUUGCAUCAGGACUUAAGCCUACACCCGUACAAGACCCAACUGACCCAGGAGCUUAAAGUGAAUGACCAUAGACAACGCCGUUUGUUCGCUGACUGGGCUACAGAACGUUUGGAAGAGGACCCCGAUUUUGGCCGAAAAAUCAUCUUUAGCGACGAAGCGCACUUUUGGAUGAAUGGUUUUGUUAAUAAGCAAAAUUGCCGUAUAUGGGAGGACCACAACCCACAUGAGGUUCACCAGGUGGUAAUACAUCCACAAAAAGUUACUGUUUGGUGCGAAUUUUGGGCCAGCGGCGUCAUCGGUCCGUACUUCUUCGAAAACGAUGAUGGCGAGGGCAUUACUGUCAACGGCGAGCGCUGCAGAUCAAUGAUUAACAGUUUCUUUUGGCCUGAAUUGAACAAUAUGGAUGUGGAUAACACGUGGUUCCAACAAGACGGCGCUGCGUGCCACACAGCGAGCGACACAGUGGCUAUUCUGCAUGAACGGUUCGAGAGUAGGAUUAUCUCUCGCAGAGGUGACGUGAAUUGGCCACCGAGAUCAUGCGAUUUGACCCCGCUAGACCUUUUCUUGUGA